Molecule: messenger RNA, 711 nt
Organism: Pistacia vera
Lineage: Eukaryota; Viridiplantae; Streptophyta; Magnoliopsida; Sapindales; Anacardiaceae
Product: 60S ribosomal protein L23
Exons: 4
Coding region: 87-509 (140 amino acids)
Biological process (GO): translation
Cellular component (GO): cytosolic large ribosomal subunit; ribosome
Molecular function (GO): large ribosomal subunit rRNA binding; structural constituent of ribosome
Source: RefSeq, a predicted model, not a curated record
AACAAAAACCCUAGAUACCGAGCCGUGCAUAAAUACCGCAAAAACCCUAGUUCCUGUCUUUAUUGGUGUUCCUUCAGCAGUCGAAGAUGUCGAAGCGAGGACGCGGAGGAUCAGCUGGUAACAAGUUCAGGAUGUCACUGGGUUUGCCAGUGGCAGCUACUGUGAACUGUGCCGACAACACUGGGGCAAAAAACCUUUACAUCAUUUCAGUAAAGGGAAUCAAGGGUCGCCUCAACAGGUUGCCAUCUGCUUGUGUUGGAGACAUGGUGAUGGCCACCGUGAAGAAGGGAAAGCCCGAUCUCAGGAAGAAGGUUAUGCCCGCAGUCAUUGUGAGGCAGCGCAAACCCUGGCGCAGAAAGGACGGUGUCUACAUGUACUUUGAAGAUAAUGCUGGUGUUAUCGUGAAUCCUAAGGGAGAGAUGAAAGGUUCUGCUAUCACCGGUCCAAUUGGUAAGGAGUGUGCUGAUCUUUGGCCAAGGAUUGCUAGUGCAGCUAAUGCCAUCGUUUAAGAGCCCUAGAUUUAUAUCUUCUAUUUUGUCUGCCUUUUAGACAGUUUUUCAAGUCUUGUGAUAGGAAAGAUUAUGUUAUUUGGAUUUCGUAUGUGCUACGAAGUUUUUGUUGGAUAAUGAUAUAAUUUUGAUGUUAUUGUUUUGCUAAAUUCAGUCUGCCCUGUUUUGCGGCGUUAAUCAUAAACAUGUUUUGGGGUUUGAA